Molecule: messenger RNA, 885 nt
Organism: Thermothelomyces thermophilus ATCC 42464
Lineage: Eukaryota; Fungi; Ascomycota; Sordariomycetes; Sordariales; Chaetomiaceae
Exons: 4
Coding region: 448-822 (124 amino acids)
Cellular component (GO): cytosol; mitochondrion
Molecular function (GO): deaminase activity
Source: RefSeq, a predicted model, not a curated record
AGGAAUUGGCCUUGGAAGGGCGGGAAUUCGAAACUACCUACUCACUUGGGUAAGUAAUACGUGAUCUUUUACAUCAGUGCUUGGCUACUACCUCGAACACUGUUCCGUGUGAUGCAUCAUUAUCAUUAUAAAUCGCCUACGCCCGAGGUGCUUCUCUGUCCGGAGUCUUCGCCGCCAAGCUCGGGCCCGGCUCCGGCCUGCGGGGUUAGCCCGACUCUAGCCCUUCGAUGCCGAUCGCUCCUCGCUGUUUCAUGCCCGAGAACCGGAGCGGGACAAUCAGAUAGCCUUCUAAUUGAGUCGUGCCCGAUUCACAUUUAAGAAGCAGGCAUGUCCCCCACUCGAAUCGCAGCAAGACAAGCUUUUCCAGCCCUUCUUCAAACAGCCUCGAGCACCCGCACAGCACUACGACCUAGUAUUCCCCGCCCCCUGUCACGCCCACGACACACCAUGUCUGCCACUCCCGUCUUCACCAAGAACGCAGCACCGCCUGCCGGCCCUUACAGUCAGGCCAUCAAGACCCCCACUGCUAUCUACUGCUCGGGCCAGAUCCCCUGUGAUGCCGAGGGCAACCUUAUCGAGGGCACCAUCCAGCAGAAGACUGCCGCCUGCAUCUCCAACCUCAAGGCCGUCCUCGAGGAAGCUGGCUCGUCCAUUGAGAAGGUGGUCAAGGUCAACGCCUUCUUGACCGACAUGAGCAACUUUGCUGCCAUGAAUGAGGAGUAUGCUAAGUGGUUCGUUCACAAGCCGGCUCGCAGCUGUGUCGCAGUGAAGCAGCUCCCCAAGGGCGUCGACGUUGAAAUUGAGUGCAUCGCGCUUCCGUGAGAAUCAGGGAAAGCCACCAGUGAAGAAGUUAAAAAAAGAGAAUGUCAUAGCAACGACGAAUAC